Molecule: messenger RNA, 1121 nt
Organism: Gracilinanus agilis (Agile Gracile Mouse Opossum)
Lineage: Eukaryota; Metazoa; Chordata; Mammalia; Didelphimorphia; Didelphidae
Product: galectin-9-like
Exons: 7
Coding region: 1-741 (246 amino acids)
Biological process (GO): positive regulation of gene expression; negative regulation of type II interferon production; negative regulation of CD4-positive, alpha-beta T cell proliferation
Cellular component (GO): cytosol; nucleus
Molecular function (GO): galactoside binding; carbohydrate binding
Source: RefSeq, a predicted model, not a curated record
AUGAACUUCAGAGGUGGUCGGAUGCCCUAUCUGAGCCCUCCUGUGCCCUUUACGGGAUCAAUUCAAGGUGGACUCCAGGAUGGACUCGAGAUCACCAUCAAUGGGAUGGUCCUUCCCUCCGAUGGAAAUAGUACUCAUCUUGAUGGUUCCCAGGGUCCCACUGGACUUCUUGCUAAUACAGCUUCCUUCUGUUGGCAGGUGAUGGUGAAUGGAAGCUACUUUGUUGAGUAUCAGCACCGGAUUCCUUUCCAAUGGGUGGACACCAUUACUGUCAAUGGCAUGGUGCAGCUAACCUACAUCAGUUUCAUGGAAUCCUUUGGAUCGUUUUCAGGACAGAAAUAUAACUUGCCUUUCCAUGCCUCAGUCUAUGGAGGACUCUAUGCAGGCAAAUUCCUACUUGUGCUUGGCUCUGUCCUGCCUACUGCUGACAGGUUUGAAAUCAACCUGAGGAGUGGGAAUGACAUCGCCUUCCACCUGAAUCCACGGUUUCAAGAGAAUACCAUAGUCCGAAACAGCCAUAUCAACUCCUCAUGGGGACCUGAGGAGCGUGCUCUGUCCAGUGUUAUGCCCUUCAUCAAAGGCCAGACCUUCAUGGUGCUGAUCACCUGUGAAGCCCAAGGCUUUAAGGUGACUGUCAAUGGGCAAUAUCUGUUCAGUUACAACCACCGAGUAAAGAACCUGUCAUCGAUCAACAUGCUGGAGGUGGCUGGGGACAUCCAGCUGAAUCAUGUCCAGGUCUAAAGGAGGGUCUUUGCACCCACCUGUCCCAGCCUGAAUCUAUCCCUGUUCUCUCCCUCCCCAAGACUUUACUCAACCAGGCUCACACCCAUGCACCCUUUGGCUAGAGAUCUUGCCCUGGCAUCAUCCCCAAUGGAUGUUCAGCAAGGAGUUGUGGUACACUGCUCCCCUUAUUAUAGAGGAAAGUGGGUCAGGGCCAUAACUUUAUUUCCCUGCCCUUCCAUCCCUCCAAUGCCUAGUAAAGGCUUAGUGCAUGGUAUGUGCUUAAUAAAUGCUUGAUUAGUUGAUUGAAGGUUGCUUCUAUUCUAGUAGAGUGGAAGUUCUUUGAGGACAAACAUGCCUUCAUUUCUCUUUGUAUCCCCAAUGACUAGCACAGUGCUCAU